Torulaspora delbrueckii is the source of this 1020-nucleotide messenger RNA. RefSeq names its product Yfh7p (gene YFH7). Gene Ontology annotation, cellular component: cytoplasm. Bases 1 to 1020 code for a protein of 339 amino acids. NCBI's taxonomy places the organism in Eukaryota, Fungi, Ascomycota, Saccharomycetes, Saccharomycetales, Saccharomycetaceae. The transcript has a single exon. The record is from RefSeq and is a predicted model, not a curated record.
AUGGUAAAUAUAAAUGAUCUUGCUGAUGAGGCGAUUCAGUUACUCAAUGAUACUAGCCAUGCCAAUUACCGAAUAGCCGUUAUGAUAGUGGGUCCACCUGGGUCAGGAAAAUCUACUGUGGCCAAUAAGCUAUGUAGGGAACUCAAUGGCAGAUUCCAACAGUAUCUUCAGGAAACCAAGCUUUCAGGACAUUCAUUGAAUGACUCCAAUGAGGACAUUGAUUUAAUUUCGAAUAUCAGUGAUAUUUCUCCAGAAUUGAUCGGGAAGCUACAGAGAGAUGAUGGGAUCUUUGUAGAGUCAGUUGAAGACGUCAACUUUAAACCUAUCAAAAGAGUGAGAAGCGAUGGCAAGGUGGAGAUUUUGGGUCGUGGUGGUCAAUCGAACGCCUUUACGAUAUCUAAACAGCCCCUAUCGAGGCGGGAUAAUAUCUCAAUUGCGCAGACAAUACCGAUGGAUGGAUUUCAUCUCUCCAGAAGAUGCCUAGACUAUUUUGAAGAUCCCAAGAAAGCCCAUCUAAGAAGAGGAUCUCCACCCACGUUCGACAGUAACAACUUCUUACAAUUGUGCAAAGUCCUCGCGAAGACUUGCACAAUCAAACCACCUGCUUGCGAAUCUUCAGGCUGUUUCGAUUUCAUCUCGAAGACCUUUCUCUCGAAUAUGCCAACUAUUACUAUACCAGGAUUUGAUCAUAAAAUGAAGGAUCCAACGCCCAAUCAGUAUUCGAUCGAUGGCUAUACUAGGAUCCUAAUUUUUGAAGGAUUAUAUCUGCUAUAUGAUAAUGAAAACUGGCGCAGUAUACAUAAAACGUUACUGGAUACUGGUGCCCUACUGGUUUGGAACUUGUAUAUUGAGGAAGGGGUGAUUGAAGAAAGAGUAGCCAAGAGACACCUAGAAGCGGGUCUCGUUGCCACUUUGGAAGAUGGAAUGCAGAAGUUCCAGCUCAACGAUUUGGUCAAUGCUCGCCUCAUCAAAGAACAUUUGAUCAAAGAUAAAAGGAUCGUUAAUAUAAGGAAUGAUUGA